AUGCCCACCUCGGCAUCUGCGGUGGAGCCUGCCCUUGGCGGUGGGCCAACUAGGAACCUCGGCGUCACUCCACCCAUCGCCACUAACGGACCUACACCAAGGGAGAUCGAAGUGACCAAGACGCUCGUCGCUGAGCUAGAGAAGCAGGGCGUCUUUGAGAGCGAUGAGGAGAGCAAGGUUCGCGAGGUCAUCUUGGGCAAGCUCGACGCCAUGGUCAAGGACUUUGUCUACCGGGUUUCAAUAGCCAACGGCAUAUCGGAAUCGCUCGCUCGAGCAGCAGGUGGCAAAAUCUUCACGUUCGGUUCCUAUCGCCUCGGUGUGCACGGUCCAGGCUCCGAUAUCGACACGCUCUGCGUCGUCCCCAAACACGUCCAGCGUGAAGAUUUCUUCUCGGUAUUUGAAACCAUGCUCAAGGAGCGCGAGGAGGUCACCGAGGUAGCAGGCGUCCCCACAGCCCACGUUCCUUUGAUUGCGGCCAAGUUCCUGGGUGUAGACAUCGAUUUCACCUUUGCUCGUCUAGCAUCACCCAGGGUCGAGGACAACCUUUCUCUCGAGGACGACAAUCUGCUGCGCAGUCUCGACGAGCGCGAUGUCCGAAGUUUGGGUGGUUCGCGAGUUACGGAUGGCAUUUUGCGGCUGGUGCCCAACAUCCACGUCUUCCGUAUGGCCCUGAGAUGCAUCAAGCUUUGGGCGCAGCGUCGUGCCAUUUACUCGAACGUCAUGGGAUUCCUCGGUGGUGUCGCAUGGGCCAUGUUGACGGCGCGCAUCUGCCAGCUAUAUCCCAACGAAGCCGCGGGUGCUAUCGUCUCGCGCUUCUUCAUCAUCUUCUACCAGUGGAAGUGGCCACAGCCCGUUCUGCUCACCCAGAUUGAGGAUGGCCCGCUCUCGGUGCGCGUCUGGAAUCCCAAGCUCUACCCGGCCGAUCGACUCCACCGCAUGCCCAUCAUCACCCCGGCCUAUCCGGGCAUGUGUGCGACGCACAAUGUGUCACAGUCGACUCAGAUGGUCAUGACCUCCGAGUUCAAGCGCGCUGCCGAGGUGGUCGAUCGUGUUAUCAUCGGUAAGACCGACUGGAACGAGCUGUUUGCCAAGCACGACUUCUUCUUCAAGUACAAGUACUACCUUCAGGUCAUUGCGUCCUCCGGCUCAGCGGAUCUGCAGCUCAAGUGGCACGGAACAGUCGAGUCCAAGAUCCGUCAGCUCGUCAUGAAGCUCGAGCUGGUGCCGACGAUUACGUGCGCCCAUCCGUUCAUCAAGGGGUUCGACCAGGUGUCCGAGUGCUGGAACGACCACGAAGUGCGUCUGGUCGCGACGGGCGAUAUUCCGGACGAGGUGGCGCAGCGCACGCAGAAAGUCACGGCGUUGCCCGAGACUGACGAAGCCAAGCAAGCUGCGGCGGACGAAGCUGCCAAGGUGACAGAGGGAAAGGAAGGACACCGCAUGAUCUACACCACAACGUUCUACAUUGGCCUCAGCAUCGAGCCCAAGCUGGCCGGCGAGGGUCCGCGCAAGCUCGACAUCAGCUACCCCACCGCCGAAUUUACUGGCAAGGUCAAGCAGUGGGAGCAGUACGACGAAAGCUCGAUGGGCAUCGUCGUGCGGCACAUCAAGUGGACGCAGUUACCCGGCUACGUGUUCGAGGGCGGUGAGAACCGCAUCACCGCUGCGGCGGCUGGCAAGGUGAACGGCAAGCGCGCCAAGUCCGGCAAGAAGAAGAGCGGGAAUGGCGCUGGCAAUGCUGCUGCGGAUGGGGCGGAGGUAGCAAGUCAGACGAAUGGCUCUUCGCACGCUGAUUAUGAGACCGUGACGGCGGUAGACAACGGCGAUGCCGAGAUGGCGUCGCCGACGAAGAAACAACGUACUGCGCCUGGCGCGCCUGGCGGUGCUGGCUCAUUAGGCUCCUCGGCUGUGGCACUGGCCGCUAACAGCACGACACCGACGCUCCCGCUGCAACCGGCGACAGCAGCCAAGGAGCUCGAGAACUUCCAACUGGCGACGGGCAAUCAGCCCAUUGCUGCUUCCAUAAACACGGCGGCAAAUCAUUGA
This is a messenger RNA of Sporisorium graminicola, 2046 nucleotides long. RefSeq lists its product as uncharacterized. Lineage: Eukaryota; Fungi; Basidiomycota; Ustilaginomycetes; Ustilaginales; Ustilaginaceae. Bases 1 to 2046 code for a protein of 681 amino acids. The record is from RefSeq and is a predicted model, not a curated record. Gene Ontology annotation, cellular component: nucleus. Gene Ontology annotation, molecular function: poly(A) RNA polymerase activity; RNA binding. The transcript is spliced from 2 exons.